Messenger RNA from Exophiala spinifera, 1350 nucleotides. RefSeq lists its product as uncharacterized. Lineage: Eukaryota; Fungi; Ascomycota; Eurotiomycetes; Chaetothyriales; Herpotrichiellaceae. The coding region runs from base 1 to 1350 and encodes 449 amino acids. The record is from RefSeq and is a predicted model, not a curated record. The transcript has a single exon. Gene Ontology annotation, molecular function: manganese ion binding; metalloaminopeptidase activity.
AUGUCUGCCACCGACGCAACCCUCAAGGCUAAAUAUCCCGCCAAAGCGCACUGUCGCCGUGUUGCCAAAUACCUCACCGAUGCCGGCUUCUCUCGAGAUGGCGUUAUCUAUUUGGAAGCACAGAAGACCAGAAUGGUCGAGGACGACGACCAGGCCAUGCAUUUCCGACAGCGCAGAUACUUCUUUUACCUCUCCGGCUGCAAGCUGCCAGACGCCUAUCUCACAUAUAACAUUCCUCAAGACCAGCUAACCCUCUUCAUCCCUCCCAUCGACCCGGACAGUGUGAUAUGGGCCGGACUACCAGAAUCAAAAGAGGAGGCAUACCGGAAAUACGAUGUUGACCAUGUGCUAUACACCGAUGAAGUCAACGCGGCAUUGGCAGCAUACGGUCCAUCCGGUUCAACCACCGUCUAUGCUAUCCCCGAACAAGUCUCGGAACAUAUCACGUUCCUCCCAUUUGCGGCAACGCAGUUCGCCUGCCUGAAAGAAGCCAUUGAUGAGUGCCGCGUAGUCAAGGAUAGCUAUGAGGUUGCAUUGAUCAAGAAGGCCAAUGAGAUCUCUACACUCGCACACAUUGAGGCAGCCAAGGUGGUACGGCACGCCACAAACGAGCAAGAACUCUACGGCGCGUUCAUCGGAACUUGCAUAUCAAACGGCGCUCAUGAGCAGGCUUACCACUCUAUAUGUGCGAGCGGGACGAGCUGUUCGACCUUGCAUUAUAUUCGUAAUGACCAGCCUCUGCGAGAACGUCUCAACAUCUUACUGGAUGCUGGUGCGGAGUACGAAUGCUACUGCGCAGAUAUCACUCGCACUUUUCCGAUCUCUGGCACGUUCACGCCCGAGUCAAAAACCAUCUAUGAUAUUGUGGACGAGAUGCAACAGUCAUGCUUCAAGUUGCUUCGCGCCAAUGUGAAGUGGGAGGAUGUGCAUGAGAAUGCACAUUGGGUUGCAAUCCGAGGCUUGCUGAAGGCAGGCAUUCUGGUCGGGGACGAGCAGGAGAUUUUCGACAAGCGGAUCAGCGUCGCUUUCUUCCCACAUGGUCUGGGCCACUAUUUAGGCAUGGACACGCACGACACAGGUGGUCAUGCGGACUACGACGAUCCAGACACCAUGUUCAAAUACCUCCGGGUGAGGGGAGAGGUUCCCGCAGGCGCCGUGAUCACGGUCGAGCCAGGAAUCUACUUCUGCAAGUUCAUCCUAGACCCAGUUCUUGAGGACCCGGGGUUAAGCAAGUACAUCGAUCAGAGCGUGCUUGACAAGUAUUGGACCGUUGGAGGUGUGAGAAUCGAGGACGACGUGCAUAUCACGCAGGAUGGCUACGAAAACCUAACCGACACACCAAAGCUGUGA